UUUUAUUUGAAAGCACGGGAUUAUAGCAACCAGAACCUGUUAUAUUACACCUGCACUCUACAAAGAACAGCAUUGAGUAGCUUGAUUGAAUCCUAUACCAGAAGUUAUUAAGAGUACAAUAAAUAUUUAUGCAAAUACUGCACUUAAUAUUUGCAACAAAACAUGCUCUUUUAAACGACUACAGCAAAAAAAUAAUUAAUUAAAAAAAUAAUAAAGAACUCUGCCCCACUGUCCCAAUACAUCUAGAGGGCUGUGUAUGCACUUAAGAGCAUAACAGUUUUUUAGAUUAUUUUUUUCUUCUCCUUCUUUUAAAGUAUUGAUGUAUCAGAAUCAGAAUCAGAAUCAGAAUGCCUUUUAUUGUCAUUAUACGCAGUACAAUGAGAUUAAAGCCACCCAUGUCAGUGCAAGACAUUGUAAAAAAGAAAAAAAAAAUAUAGAAAAAUAUGGAACUAGAUUAAUAUGAAGUAUAUACAAUGUAAAUGUGUGGACCUGAGAUUCUUUUGAAAGGAUAAAUAUGGUACGGAUGUGCAUAGGUGUAAAUAUGUAACAGUAUAAAAUCUAAAGUGCACAGUUCUGAGAUCCUAUUAGCAGAAUAAAUAUGGUAAAUAUACAGAAAUAACAUAAAUGUAAUGUGCAAAUGAAUCUAUAUUGUCCUUCAGUGAUUUGGAGUAUUGCACAUGUUAAGGGAAAAAGAAAUAGAAAUAUGACACAAGAAUAGUAUGAGGUAAAUACAAUGUAAACAUCUGGACCUGAGAUUCUUUUAACAGAAUAACAGAAUAAUUAUGGUACAGAUAUGCAUAGAUGUAGAAUGUAACAGUAUAAAAUAUAAAGUGCACAGUCCUGAGAUUCCUGUUGACAGAAUAAAUACAGUGAAUGUACAGAAAUAGCAUAAUGUAAUGAGCAGAUAAGUGUAUAUUGUCCAUUCAGUGUUUUAGAAUAUUGCACAUGUUUUUAGGUAUUGCACAAAGGGAGGUCAGUGCAUGUUGGAGUUCAGCGUGGUUACGGCUUUUGGAAAGAAGCUGUUUUUGAGUCUGUUAGUCCUGGCCCUAAUGUUCCUGUAGCGGGCAAACAGGGCAGAGCCAGGGUGGGAACUGUCUUUGGAGAUUGCCUUGGCUCUGCUGAGGCAGCGGGAGGUUUAGAUGUCUUCCAGGGAGGGGAGAGGACGGCCGACGAUCUUCUGAGCUGCCUUAACAACUCUCUGCAGCCUCUCCCUGUCAGCAGCGGUGGAGCAGCCAUACCAUACAGUGAUGCAGUAUGUCAGCAGGCUUUCGAUGGAUGAACGGUAAAAGGUCAACAGCAGGUCGGAGUUGAGGUUGUGCUUCCUGAGGACUCUCAGGAAGUGUAGCCGCUGCUAAGCCUUUUUGAAGAUGGAGGUGAUGUUCUCUGACCAGGAGAUGUUAUCAGAGAUAAGGACGCCGAGAUACCUAAAGGUGUGGACCCUCUCCACACGCUCGCCGUUGAUGUGAAGGGGGACUGGAUCAGUGCUGUGCUUCCUGAAGUUGAUGAUGAGCUCUCUGGUCUUCUUGGUGUUCAGAGCGAGGUUGUUCUCUGAGCACCAUUCUACCAGCUUCAGGACCUCCUCACUUUAAGCAUCCUCGUCACCCCUGGAGAUGAGUCCGACCACUGUAGUAUCAUCAGCAAACUUGAUGAUAAGGUUGUCGUUGUGGGCCGGUCUGCAGUCGUAGGUGUAAAGGCAGUAGAGGAGGGGGCUCAGCGCGCAGCCCUGUGGGGAGCAGAUGCUCAGCAUGCGGGUGGAGGAGAGGUGCGGGCCAAGUCUUGCAAGAACCAGCACCAGCAGCAAAGCUUUUCAGGGCAAUUGUUGUUGCUCUGAUGUAAUAAAAAAGUAAUUAAACUGAAAUAGGCAAAAUAAAAUGUACUAAUACUAAUAAAGAAGUCACAAGAGGGGGGUGGGGGUGGGGCUCUAAAAUCAGAUUUUUCCUAGGGCACCAAAAUAGCUAGAAACGGCCCUGUCUGUUAGUCCAGUAAGAGUUAAGUAUAAACAAAAAAUGCCUGGAGAUGGGAGGGAAGAUCAUUAGUGCCACUAAAAGCAUGGAGCAGUUCAAAUUCAUUGCGAUCGCAGCACUGUAUGUUUUGUUUUAUUGGUGUGUAACUGACCCUAGUUUUCAUCAAUGAGGGUUGUGAAAGAGGCAGUUACGUAUGAUGCCUUCAGGUACCCUGGGAUACAUUUUCUGUUACUGUAUUUUUCUAACAUUUACCAUCAAAUAAAGCAAGUUCUAUGUUUUAUACGGCAACCUUGCUGGUGGAAAACGUAUCAAUGAUCCUUUUAUAAUUGAAUUUCUUCCACAGCUGCAGUUUAGAACAUCCGUGUGCCACUUAUUUUUGUUAAUAUUCUAAUGAACGAGCAUUGUACAAGAAAUUGAAGGCAAAAACCAUGACGCAGUCCAACGUAUCUUACGUCCCGUAAGAGCGUGUGGAGGGCGUACCUCUCCCUUACAUACCGGACAGAGGAGACAAAACUGUGCUGUCGGGUAUCGGGUUAGGUCUGUGGUGUUUUUACUGCUGUAAACUUCGAAAAGUCACAAAGAUGUCGGCGGUUUGCUUUGCCUUGAGUCGAAACGUUUUGGCUAUCAGGAGUUCUGGCUCCAUGGUGGUAAGUAGACUGCAGGACCCUUUUCAGUAUAUUAAUAUCUGUGAUUCGUUGGCAACUAUAGCUACGCGUAGACUAUAGUUGAACAAAUUGGUACUGAAGUUUGUUUACUGACUAUUAUUACGCGACGCCACACGUAAUUAUGUUAAAGAAUGUUUUGCUCUGUCAAAUUGUUGUUUUUGUUAUUAAACGACCUGUGGUCAAACCACCCUGUUCCAAGUCUAUAAGUACCCUACACGUGUGUAAUAAAUGUCACAGGAUAUUGUUACAGACUAGCAGCCUCACGGCUAAGUGUGAAAGGAAAUAGCAGAGAUCUACUCGAAGUAAAAAUAUAAUAAUGUUUUGAUACUCACACACUACAAUAAACGCCCGUUAAGCCUGAAAGUCGAACUGUCAUACAACACCACCCUGCGUUAAUAACUUAUUAUAACCAGAUUCCUUUCAGUGAGGAUACACAUAUACUUACUGACGCCUCAAAACUGUCCAAAAACAUUGAAAUUGUCACUCUUAAAUAAGUCUUUCAUUGUCCUUAAAGAGUCAGUUAGGUAACCGGUUGUUUAACAGUGAUGUAACACUGUGAUGUCAGUUCAUAUAAACUACCACUAGAGGGAGACGUUACAGCUUCCUAUGAGAAAGGAAUAAAUAGCGAUACACUGCAAAUUUACUUUAAAAUGAUCCUAUUUAUUUGAGAGUGAUGUUUUUGAAAGAAAUUGCAUUUACAUUUAUUGUGACUUAAAAUCUGAAUGAUAUUUUAUCUGCUUAAAUUUUAGUAUUCUGCAUAUUUCUUUCAUGAUUUAUAGACAGUCAUUUGUUUAUUUACCCUUGUACUGAGUAUGAAUUGGUAAACCUUAUAGCCUUGUUAAAAUAGAGUGCCAUUACUGUAGUUGUGUGCAUACGUGUGGUAGUGCCAGUGGUAACCUCUGGUGACAAGGGCUGGAAUUACCAAGAGCUUCCUAUUUUAGCUUUGGUUCAACUGAGUAACAGCAAGGUCACCCUUUGAAUUUGUAGCCCUUGCUUUUUAUGCUCUCAGUUUCAUCCAUGCCAUGUCAAGAAUGAAGCCCACUGUCAACUCCACAUUCGUUGCUUUUGGAUUCAUAUUGUGAAAUUCACUGUGUUUGGUAUCACUUGUGCAACAGAUGGUUCGGUACGCUCAGACUGCUGCUGCUCCCGCUCCUGAGCCCAGGAUCAAGAAGUUCCAGAUUUACCGCUGGGAUCCCGAUACAGCUGGAGACAAACCCCGAAUGCAGACUUAUGAAAUUGACCUCAAUGCGUAAGUCAAGAAGUCAAGACUGUGUCCACCAACAGAGCAUUGUUGUCACUCUUACCAAUAUUUGAUCAAUGUCCUAACCCUCUGGUUUAUUCUUGUUUACAUAGCUGUGGCCCAAUGGUUCUUGAUGCCCUCAUUAAGAUCAAGAAUGAGAUUGACCCUACACUCACGUUCAGACGCUCCUGCAGGGAGGGUAAGAAGCAAAUCCUGUUAAACAUAUGUCAAGGAAAAUAACUGUCAUUCAGAUGAAUUUGAAUGAAACGUGUCCAGAGGUUUGAGCGUUGUGAAUCUAACAAUAUAUCUCCCUUUUUCUCCAGGUAUCUGUGGGUCAUGUGCAAUGAACAUCAAUGGAGGCAACACACUGGCGUGUCUUAACAAAAUUGACACCAACAUAAGCAAACCAACCAAAAUCUACCCACUCCCUCACAUGUAUGUGGUGAAAGAUCUGGUGCCAGUAAGUAUCAUGAGUCCAUGAAAUGGAUGUCUGCGGCCAUAUUUAAAGCUCCUUGAAGAGGCGGAGGAGAUUUGAAACAGAUUUAAACAAACUUUGAAGCCUUUUUAUGGUAUACAAAAGCACAAAUCUCUUGAUGGUUGUCAAUACAUUAGAUAUUCACCACUAUUAAAUAAUCUUCAAUUUUGUCUACUGCAAACAAAAAAACAUGUAUUUGGUCAAUUAGUCCUUUUUCGGGUGAGAAGGUUUGUGACUGAAUGAAACUUUCCUAGUGGGGCUGGAGUGCUGUCUGUCAUAAGAGCUGUUAUGUAGUCAUAGACAAGGAAGGAGAUUCACUGCAUCCGCUUGUCUCCCAUUACAUAGGACACAUUGAGCCAUCCUUUAAUAGAGGCAGGACAAAAAAAUGACCCAAAAUACUUGGUUACCAGUUGUAUUUAAGUUUUGGGCCUCUCAACUGUGCAUGGCAACAGAAAAUCAAUAUGAUGGCAGUAGAUUUGAAGCCAUCUUUAAGUUAAUGAAGGAAGUAAAGUUGAUAUAAAAUGUAUUAUAUAACUAGAUUGGAUAAUAACUAACACAUCAAACAAAACAGGAGAAAUCCCUUAUUGUAAAUACAGUGAAAUAGUUUUUCACUUUGAUGUGGCUGCAUUGAUAUCAUGGUAAGACCACACUGAGCUUCUCUGUUUUCUAUGUGUUAAAAGAUUGUAGUUUAUUUAGACACUUAUAACAUCUGCCUGUUGUAGGUGCUGUAAGAAUUUCUUUUUCACUAGACUUUUGGUUUUACUGGUCACUCAAAAGUGAGGCUACCUAAAUUAUGUUCAAUUUUUUUGUAUUUUUGUAAAUCAGUUUAAGACAGAGCAUGAUGGUGACUCAAAGGUGUAAAAUAGCUUUAAAUUGAAGUAGGGCUUGCUGAAUCAUUUGGGGCUUUAAUUGGUUGUUUGAGUGCUUGUAUUGAUUUUUUUCUUGUGUUUUUGUCUUCAUCAGGACAUGAGCAACUUCUACGCACAGUACAAAUCGAUCGAGCCCUACCUGAAAAAGAAAGAUGAAACACAAGAAGGGAAGGAGCAGUAUUUCCAAUCAGUGGAGGACAGACAGAAACUGGUGAAUAAACCCAGUUCUUACUUUAAAAAUGAAUGAUCUUGUAGAUGCUGCAGAAGAGGUCUUAACCGUCAUCAUCUUGACUGAUCAUCCUCGCUGUCUUUUGCUAACAUUUUUAAGUUUUACUAAUCCAGAUACCACACUUUCAUAGUUAUCAUCGUGAUUUUCUGUUGGAGUCUUAAUUACCACAGAGACUGUGAGAAUAACCUCCUCCUCUCCUCCUCUCCUCCUCUCCUCCUUACAGGAUGGCCUGUAUGAGUGCAUCCUCUGUGCCUGCUGCAGCACCAGCUGUCCCAGCUACUGGUGGAACGGGGACAAAUACCUGGGACCUGCUGUUCUCAUGCAGGUGGGUACAGACAGUUAGAGGACAUCUCUCAAUCAUAAUUAAAUCAUUUAGAGAAUGAAAUUUGUAAAGAAAACAUGAGUGGGUUUUGAGGUGCGACUCAUAUUAAGUUGAGCCAGAGGGUGGAGCCAAAGCAAAGGCUAGGCUGUUAAUAUUUAAUCAGAUUAUCCUCUGGUUGGAUGACGUCUUGUCAAACUCAAACUCCCAGGUAGUCUUAAUCAGCCUCAGCUGUGCUCACCUGAGGCUGCGGCUGUUCUUUGAGUGCUAUGCUUAUGUAAGAGUUUAAACCAACUAUUUUAGUGUGCCUGUUAAAGAGAGCACGCUCUCCAGUGUGAUGAUUUUAAAAGACUUGAGAUGUUAUUCAACUUCCUGGAUAGUCUUAUAAAAUAUGCUUGAAAAAUGUGAACAUAUCAGUUCAGUAAACUAUCCUGUUCACAGUGAAAUUUUGAAAGAAAUUUCAGAGUCAUGAAUUUCAAAAGUCUGAACAUUAAGGUAUGAGAGCUCCUGCAGAGACAAGUCUGUUCUCAGAUUUCAUGAUGAGCUAUUAAUCGUGUCCAGAUGUUUUACUGUGAACACUUUGACUUAUUUACUUUUACACUAUAAAAAAUAGAAGUAAAAAACUUCUUAAUGAUGCAGAUGAUAACUCACAACUGUGCUUUUAUCCUGCAGGCAUACCGGUGGAUGAUUGACUCCCGGGAUGAAUUCACUGAGGAGCGUCUGUCAAAACUUCAGGAUCCCUUCUCUCUCUACCGCUGUCACACCAUCAUGAACUGCACCAAGACUUGCCCCAAGGUACUCAAACAGGUUCACACUCCUAUAUUUCUGCAGACUUAGGUUUUGGUUUCUCACUGUCUGUCUGAUUUGCUGCCCCACAGGGACUGAAUCCAGGAAAGGCCAUCGCAGAGAUCAAGAAAAUGAUGGCCACUUAUAAAGAGAAGAAAGCUGCAGCUUCAUGAACAUCUGCAAACAAAGCUCACUCAAGAUCUGCUAAUAUUAUCAUUAACUCAGACAAAGAGAGGAGAAAGGCCAGCCUGGUUUUUCUUUCCUCAAUCAGCACCUUUUAUCAUUUUCAUUAGAGUGUGAGAGAGGUGAGUGGACAAGUGUGUGUGAGAUUGUGGGAGAGAGCAGGAAAUGUAAAGGUGUGCUCAAAGAAGGUGCUGAAAGACUGUAAAGAUUUUUAUUUCAAAUGAUGGAACAUGUUGGACCACGUUUCUUCUGUUCUUCUGCACAGUGAAGAUACCAGGCCCUGCUGCAUGUACUAUGGAAGAAACACUCAUGAACAACUGUAAAUAUUUAAGUAUGUGUUCAUUAAAAUGUGUUGUGCUCAUCAGGGAAUUGUAUGUAUGCGUUUUGACCUUGACAUGAUGUUUUUCAGGCUCACUUUUAACACACUUGUCAUGUUAACAUUUACUUUAUAUCAUAUUUAGAUUCUUAUAUAUAAAGUAUUACAAUAAGAUCUUACCACAUGACUGGCAAUAAAAAGUAAAUUGAUUCUAGCUGAGACAGACAAUAAGAUGAAAUAUAACCCACCUGAUAAAUUGUGAAAGAGGAAAAAGUUUGACUGAAAUAAAAAGAGUGUGUUUGGUACCAACGAAUGCAAAUAUUGUCAUAAUGAUAACAAGGACCAGGUGUAAGCCUCAGAGAACAUGUCAGGUGUGUCCUGUGCUAAAUAAAUCACAUGACUCAUGAAGCAAA
Messenger RNA from Xyrichtys novacula (pearly razorfish), 7459 nucleotides. The record is from the annotation of a GenBank genome assembly. NCBI's taxonomy places the organism in Eukaryota, Metazoa, Chordata, Actinopteri, Labriformes, Labridae.